CCCCUUUGGAAGGGCCUAAUUUAACAGCUGUGUGCAUGCGCAGUAAUUGGAGCACGGGAAGCAUAUUCAGUAACAACAUGGAAGAGUUUCAGACUGGCGAGGAGACUACCUUUGUUGUUGACGAAAUUAGCACCAUCAUCAAAGAGUCAGUUGAAGGUGCUAUUGGAGGAAAUGCUUACCAGCAUAGCAGAGUAAACCAGUGGUCAUCAAAUGUUGUGGAGCAGUGUCUAAGUCAACUGACAAAACUGGGCAAACCUUUUAAAUACAUUGUGACUUGUAUUAUCAUGCAGAAGAAUGGUGCAGGGCUUCAAACUGCUAGUUCCUGCUUCUGGGACAAUUCCACUGAUGGAAGCUGCACUGUGAGAUGGGAGAAUAAAUCUAUGUACUGUAUUGUCAGUGUAUUUGGACUAGCUUUAUAAAAUACAAGUCUUGUUUGGUAAUUUUCAUGCAAAUACCAGUGGUUAUGUUCAUUUAAAAUACAUUUUUGUCUGUAGGCUAUGUUCAGUGUGUGUAGGUGUUAUUUGUGGAUUUUAACUGUUACCAUAAUUCAACAUAAAUUUUCUAAGGUGUUAAACCUGUAACAUUCUGCACUUUGAAUUGUUUUGUGUUUUUCUAACCCACGUUGUGUCGAAUUUUAAAUAAAUUAUUACACAUUUCUAAA
Polyodon spathula (Mississippi paddlefish) is the source of this 661-nucleotide messenger RNA. Its product is annotated as dynein light chain Tctex-type 1. The record is from RefSeq and is a predicted model, not a curated record. The transcript has 5 exons. The coding region runs from base 36 to 419 and encodes 127 amino acids. Lineage: Eukaryota; Metazoa; Chordata; Actinopteri; Acipenseriformes; Polyodontidae. Gene Ontology annotation, cellular component: cytoplasmic dynein complex; cytoplasm. Gene Ontology annotation, molecular function: dynein intermediate chain binding. Gene Ontology annotation, biological process: microtubule-based movement.